This is a messenger RNA of Phaethon lepturus (White-tailed tropicbird), 1497 nucleotides long. RefSeq names its product myosin heavy chain, skeletal muscle, adult-like. Gene Ontology annotation, biological process: vesicle transport along actin filament; actin filament organization. The annotation marks the transcript as partial. Gene Ontology annotation, cellular component: cytoplasm; myosin complex; actin cytoskeleton. NCBI's taxonomy places the organism in Eukaryota, Metazoa, Chordata, Aves, Phaethontiformes, Phaethontidae. Gene Ontology annotation, molecular function: microfilament motor activity; ATP binding; actin filament binding. The record is from RefSeq and is a predicted model, not a curated record. The transcript has 12 exons.
UUGAGGAGCAUUAAGAAAACUCUUUCUGCCUCUUUCACAGAUCGCGAGAACCAGUCGAUCCUGAUCACUGGAGAAUCCGGUGCAGGGAAGACUGUGAACACAAAGCGUGUCAUCCAGUACUUUGCAACAAUUGCAGCCAGUGGGGAUAAGAAGAAGGAGGAGCAGUCUGGCAAAAUGCAGGGAACGCUUGAGGAUCAAAUCAUCAGCGCCAACCCACUGCUGGAGGCCUUUGGAAACGCCAAGACCGUGAGGAACGACAACUCCUCACGCUUUGGCAAAUUCAUCAGAAUCCACUUUGGAGCCACAGGCAAACUGGCUUCUGCUGACAUUGAAACUUAUCUGCUGGAGAAGUCCAGAGUCACUUUCCAGCUCAAGGCAGAAAGAAGCUACCACAUAUUUUAUCAGGUCACCUCCAACAAGAAGCCAGAGCUAAUCGACAUGCUCCUCAUUACCACCAACCCUUAUGAUUUCCACUUUGUGAGCCAAGGUGAGGUCACUGUUCCCAGCAUUGAUGACCAAGAGGAGCUCAUGGCUACAGAUAGUGCCAUUGACAUCCUGGGCUUCACUCCUGAUGAAAAGACAGCCAUCUACAAGCUGACAGGGGGUGUCAUGCACUACGGGAACCUGAAGUUCAAGCAGAAGCAACGAGAGGAACAGGCAGAGCCGGAUGGGACAGAAGUUGCUGACAAGGCUGCCUACCUGAUGGGCCUGAACUCAGCUGAAUUGCUCAAAGCCCUGUGCUAUCCCCGAGUCAAGGUUGGGAAUGAGUACGUGACCAAAGGUCAAACUGUGGAGCAGGUGAACAAUGCUGUAGGUGCUCUGGCAAAAGCUGUCUAUGAGAGGAUGUUCUUGUGGAUGGUUGUUCGUAUCAACCAACAGCUGGAUACCAAGCAACCCAGGCAGUACUUCAUUGGCGUCCUGGACAUUGCUGGCUUUGAGAUAUUUGAUUUCAACAGCUUUGAGCAGCUAUGCAUCAACUUCACCAAUGAGAAACUGCAACAGUUCUUCAACCACCACAUGUUUGUGCUGGAGCAGGAGGAGUACAAAAAGGAAGGAAUUGAAUGGACUUUCAUUGACUUUGGGAUGGACCUGGCUGCCUGCAUUGAGCUCAUUGAGAAGCCCAUGGGCAUCUUCUCCAUCCUGGAAGAGGAGUGCAUGUUCCCCAAGGCAACUGACACCUCUUUCAAGAACAAGCUCUAUGACCAGCAUCUGGGCAAAUCCAGCAAUUUCCAGAAACCCAAGCCUACCAAAGGGAAGGUUGAGGCCCACUUCUCCCUGAUACAUUAUGCUGGUAUAGUGGACUACAACAUCACUGGCUGGCUUGAGAAGAACAAAGACCCCCUAAAUGAAACUGUCAUUGGGUUGUACCAGAAAUCAUCCUUGAAGACACUGGUCUUACUGUUUGCCAACUAUGGUGGAGCAGAUGCAGAGGGUGGUGGCAAAAAGGGUGGCAAGAAGAAGGGUUCUUCUUUCCAGACUGUCUCAGCUCUUUUCCGG